This is a messenger RNA of Cercospora beticola, 3482 nucleotides long. RefSeq lists its product as uncharacterized. The record is from RefSeq and is a predicted model, not a curated record. Lineage: Eukaryota; Fungi; Ascomycota; Dothideomycetes; Mycosphaerellales; Mycosphaerellaceae.
CUAAUGCUGCGGGCUGCUGCAGACGGGCGUCUGGUGCGCGCGCUGGUGAUAGCUUGUCCGUCGAGCAUGCGUCACGCCACAUGUGCGAAAAGCCUCUCGGCGCCGCAGCAGCUUCACCUCAACCAGGGCCGUACGAACAUGUGGGCCUUGGUGCGACGACCAGCGACACCACCGCAUUCUUCUUCUUCCACGACCCCUCCCGCUGCCCUGUCUCUCCCGCCGAAUGCCAUGCCUCGAAUGCUGAUAUGAACCGCGCUGCCACGACUCACGACUGAUGCCUUGACACGCCCCGCCUGCCAGAUGGACCGCCGCUACCACGACCCCUACGCGCCCACCACACCUGCUGCUGCUUCGCGGCCCUCACGUCCAAACCACGCGCCGCCCUCCCCCACCGAUGCAAGAGCGGGGUACGCCCGACCGCGUGUGCAGCAGGUGACGGGCAGUGAGGCGGAGCAGUCAAGCAGAACAUACUCGAGUCGCCCGAGUACCGAUCGAUAUGACCCGCGAUACCACUACCCGCCUCCCCUCUCGACUUCCGCCACGUCUCAGUCAUACCGCACCCCACUGCGCAAGCGCCGCUCGUGGCCGCCUCAGCCCUGUGCCGAAGACGAGGCUGUGGCCCUGCGGAAGGAGGCCGACUCGCUGCUCCUACUGAAGAGAAUUGGCAAAGAUGAGGUGCCAUCCCGUGGCUCCAUCGACCAGGAUCCCGUCAUUGUCGACAACCCAGACUUUGUCAAUCAGCACGAACGUCGCUUCGUUCUGAAGCAGUCAAGCCAAAGCAGCACUGGCACUCUGCCAACGCCGCCCACCAGUGAGGAUGAGCAAGUACGCAAGGCUCGCCGAAGGCCUUCGAGGUUGGAGAUCAACAAGAAUGACCAGCGCGUGCCCGAGGCCACCGACCGCACUGCUACGCCAUAUGCUUAUACGAGGCCUACCAAGCUGUCACAGCAGUCCUCUUCGAGCAGCCAUCUGACUCCGCCUUCAUCUGCCGCAAGCGGCGGCCGCGGGGCUCGCCUUGAUGGGAGCGGGCCUAAACCCUCGUCGCCGCGUAGAGACUCUGGCCGGAUAAGCCCAAGCACUCGACAACGACGUGAUUAUUUCACAUCGGACAGGAGUAGCAAUGAAAGUGCCAUCGACGACAGUGAUAAUGACCGCAAACCGGCCGAUGCGAAGAGCCUUCGUGGAAGUGGCAAGCGGCUGACCGAGCUGCCUUUGACUGAGAGUCCCCGCGGCUCUUUCACCAAUCUCCCAAAUACUAUGAGCAGCGAAACUGCAGGAAUGCCCUCUGCCCAUGCACCUCCAAUCCGCCGGUCAGCCUUGGAUGCCAGGAGGAAUACAGAUACGCAAAGCACCCUGCCGACCAUGAACAAGCUCAACGCUGACAAGUCACGUCGACCUACUCCACUUAUGGCGGCGACGUCGUUGAGUGAGGCUCAGGACAUGCCUUCCUCGUUUGGUAGUAUGAGACUUGACCCCAAAUCGGCAGAGGCUUACCCUCGAUCUCGGGAGUCCAGCUAUGCACAGUCUCGUCCGGUCUCGAGAGAAGGAUCUGUUGCCAACGGCGCUCCUCCGUCGCCUUCACGCUCGCCCGUAGCAAGCGCAGACUACUCCAAGGAUGCUCGCAUCUCUCGCGAGGGCAGCUUGCUUGGCUCCAAGCCACCUUCUGCAACCAGUUCGCGACCCACUUCGCCUUCUCCACGGACUCCAGGCGAUGCUCCACGCAUGCCUCGUACAGAUCUAGAUUGGACGGCUCUGCUUGCAGCAAAUGCGGCAAGGCGUACCAAGCCACCUUCAAGGCUGUCAUCUGCUGUCCCACAUGAUGCAGCGCCAACUUCAGCUCCACUGUCGGCGCCACCGGUGGACUGGCCUCGGAAAGCUUCUCCGAAGGAGCUCACCCCUGCACAGUCUUCGCCAAGUCUACCAUAUCCGGAAGAUCACAGCCUUAUGGGAUCCACCAUGUUCAUGCCGACUGAGCAAGAGUACGCCUAUAAUCCCGUCAAGCAAAACUCCUUCCCGCCUUCUUCUUCGUCCGAUGUUGCAAAGCUGUCUGGCACCUCGACACCGGCGUCCAGCAGCUCUGCUCAGUCAAGUUUGCACCCUCCUCGGCCAAGCUUGAACAGAAUGCACUCUGCCGCACCCUCGACCAGUACCACCACCACAGAUAUGCGUGCUCCGGAAGGGCGACCUCGAAUGACCACAUCUCGACAGGCAUCUUUCGCUGAGUCCUCUCAGACCAAGAAAGAAAUUGCUGCUCUGUCCAGAAAGGGCCUACCUGCGUGCCCAAGACAGGAACCAGUAGCUGGCAAAGAUGACUGGUACACGAUCACGGGUCACACCAACAUCGACUUUUGUCCCGAUUGUAUAGAUACGUUGUUUGAGAGAACUGUAUUCCGCAAUGCAUUUCGUCGAUCACUUCCGAGGAGCUACAGCGAAAAAGUUCGUUGCGCUUUUGGAUCACCUUGGAUACGUCUGGCCUGGCUCCUCACACUUCAACAGCACCGUACGGACCUGACACUGUUGCAAGACAUUGCAGAUAUCGAGGAGACCAGCGCCCCAUGCCCGGGAGGAAUACAAUCGGUUCAAAAUUGGUACGGCCUGCGCGACCCAGACGGGCUUUUCGUUCGCGACUUCCACUUGUGUUACGGCGACGUUCGGAAGAUCGAGUGUCUGCUGCCCACGCUUUCCGGCAUUUUCGUUCGACUGCCACAGCGUGCAUCUUACACCAAGAGUACUUGUGCCAUCCGCAUGGACAGCACUCGUUUCUCGUCCUACCUCGAUGCUUUGGUCAUACUGCACGAGAAAGCACUCGCUGCUCGUAGGAACGCGGACCCUAUGCCUCUGAUCGAUCUCGUUGAGCGAAAGACUCGCUUGAGGGAAUGUACCAAGGAUACGCUCCUCAUCGGUGCUCUCUGGCAUUACAUUCCCGACCUCGCUCCCGCUUUCACGGUGUGCGAAGACUGCUUUGAGUCCGUUGUGGAGCCUGAGAUCAAAAAGAACAAAUCACUCGCGAAGAAGUUCAAUCGCACUCUUCAGCCUGUCUAUAGCGAGGGCAUCGGCUGCAGUUGUCAACUGUAUUCCCCGCAUAUGAGGAAAGUCUUUGCGCGAGCGGUCGAAGAUAACGACAUGAAGUACUUGGUUCGCAAGGCCAAAGAGAGAAGGGAGGCGGAAGUCUACUUGCAGGAAAAGUUCAAGGGUGUCAUGACUAAGGCUAAGAGACUUAGUAUGGAAGGCACCGUCACUGAAGAUGAUGAAAGGAGACUGAAUCGAGAUUUGGAAAAGAUUACCAAGGAAUGGAAAGAGAGGUGGGAGUGAUUGUCCCCUUCUUGUGUUGUAUUAUGGGAUAGAGGCUCUCUAUGGUGGCUUUUUGUGCAAAAAAGUUUAGGGGAAGGGACGAAAUGAUGAGAUACGAACGAAUGAAAAAGAACACCUCAAAAAGUGUCCAAUUUCGCGAGCAGCGUGAACUGGGAGCUUUCAAUUGUGUU